This is a messenger RNA of Erigeron canadensis, 700 nucleotides long. RefSeq names its product glutaredoxin-C13-like. Lineage: Eukaryota; Viridiplantae; Streptophyta; Magnoliopsida; Asterales; Asteraceae. The coding region runs from base 100 to 408 and encodes 102 amino acids. The transcript has a single exon. The record is from RefSeq and is a predicted model, not a curated record. Gene Ontology annotation, cellular component: cytoplasm; nucleus.
CAUAUCCCUCUUAGAACUUGCACCUUACUAUCAACUAAAUCCCAACCAUCAGAUCACAAUCUAAUUUGGAUUUUGAUCUGAAAGGUUUUAGUUUUUGAGAUGGAGAAGAUACAAAGAUUGACAUCAGAUAAUGGAGUCGUGAUCUUCACCAAGAGCACGUGUUGCUUGUGCUAUGCCGUUACAAUCCUCUUCCAUGAACUGAGGGUGAACCCCGUAGUGUUUGAAAUAGACCAAGAUCCUGAGGGGAGGGAGAUGGAGAAGGCCUUACUUAAACAAGGGUGUAACUCACCUCCUGUGCCAGCUGUCUUCAUAGGUGGCAAGCUUGUCGGGUCAACCAACGAGGUCAUGACCCUCCACCUAAGCGGCUCCCUCAUUCCACUCCUGAAACCAUACCAGUCACUGUCUUAAAUGAUAUCAACUCUAACUGUGGUCGAAGCAAUUUAUCUCAAGAAAUAAGGUUGGCUCAAGACUCACGAGCAAUAGUAAUUUAUACAGUAGACUUGCUAUGUAGUGUGCGUUACACAUUAUUAUUAUUAUUAGUACUGUCCUCAUAGCUUACUUAGGUUAUAAAUUUAGGCCUAUUAUGAUCAUCAUUAGUGUUUAGACUAUGAAUGUAGCUUAUUAAAUCUGGUCAUAUGUGUUUGAUGAAAACACAUAUUGAUAUCGUUCAGAUGAAUGUGAUUAUUUAUAUUAAGUGUCA